AUGCCAAAUGCACCUCAGAAGAGAUACAAAAUGAUGCACUAUAUUGACCUUCCCGAAAUCAGCGAUUCAGAUUUUUCGCCGAUGUCGUAUAAUUCAGAAAAUGAAAUUGAACACUCACCUGAUACUACACCCAACGAAAAACCUGACUCGUACUUUCCAGGCUUUGUUUCCGCUCGGCGUAGUAUGGAUGAACCGGUCACCCCCAAAAGACAGAAGCUCGACCGGUCGUCGGAAAGUAGUGCAAGUCCCUCGCCUGUCAGCCCUUCUAAUCCUAAGCCUUUCAGAUGGAAUGAGGUGGCGAGGGCAAGCCCAGAGGCCAUCGCUGCUUACUUCCGCGAACAGGAUAGGCAAGCGAUGAUUGCAAAAGCCAAUAACCUCCCUCCACCCGUUGACAGGUUACUACCGAUAGAUACAAGUUCCACCUUUGCGUUCAAAAGGCGCGCUACUGUUUCUGACUUUCCUCCUAGACGUAAUCAGAUUUGGAAGGGGAAUGGGGCGUAUCAAUCCUUUGGUCAAGCCAUCUCUUCCGCAAGUUUGACGCCCUCUGGCAUUUCGACCCCUGGUAAUGCAUGGUCACACAAUGAACCAACUAAGUAUACAUCCACUCCAUUUUCCGCACCCCCAGGGCUAUCGGGUCGCGGUCGCUCGACUUCGGAUUAUACCACUCCCCGCCGCGUCAACAGCACGCCACUCCCUUCAAAUUCACUACUUUUGCAGAGUGAUUUGGGUCAAUCUAAACCUGCCUUAGAUUUUAGUGUUCAUACCUCUUUGACGAUGGUUGAUAAUCAAGGAUUUAAUUCUGAACGAUCUAGUGACGGAAUAGCUGCCGCAGUACCCUCCUUGAUAUCUCAGAUUGAAGACGGCGACGAUGAUUGGGAAGACAUCUAUGUGUGA
Molecule: messenger RNA, 894 nt
Organism: Psilocybe cubensis
Lineage: Eukaryota; Fungi; Basidiomycota; Agaricomycetes; Agaricales; Agrocybaceae
Exons: 7
Coding region: 1-894 (297 amino acids)
Source: RefSeq, a predicted model, not a curated record